This is a messenger RNA of Oreochromis aureus, 3747 nucleotides long. RefSeq lists its product as uncharacterized. Gene Ontology annotation, molecular function: interleukin-1 receptor activity. The record is from RefSeq and is a predicted model, not a curated record. The coding region runs from base 229 to 2040 and encodes 603 amino acids. Lineage: Eukaryota; Metazoa; Chordata; Actinopteri; Cichliformes; Cichlidae. The transcript is spliced from 15 exons.
AGACACCUGACAGUGCCACGCUCACAGUAGGCACUCUCGCGCGUGCGAUCUCUUAUUUGUGCGCGCCCCUGAGUUUUACUUUCGAGGAUCUCAUUUUCGCUCGUGAUUAUGUAUUUUUUUCCUCUCGUGGAUAUGUUUGUCACUAUUUCUUUCUUGGGGAAGUGAAAAGUUUCACUUUCUGUAUGGUUGCUGCAGUGUGUCUUUAUAGGUGUUCCUCAGACUGACGAUAUGAAUGGAAAAAUACUUCUGGUCCUUUUGUUAUUCUGGGCAGGUGUGUGCCCACUGAGUUUCCAGGAAGUACAUGUCAAAGCAGGUGAGAUGGCAGUACUUCAGUGCCCUGUGAUGGGGUACAGUGAUGGAGAUGCUGAGGUGUUCUGGACCAGUCACACCGUGGAUGAAAUGAAACUCUUCAACAUGUCAACAUCAGCUGAGCAGAGGCAGAUGGGUGUGCUGGUUCAUGGAAGAAUCCUUGUCAUUCUCAGAGCUUCAGUAAACCAUCAGGGGAAUUACUCCUGCUCUUUUCGUAAUUCCAGCAGGCGUUCUUGGAUCAACCUCAGAGUAUACACAAUGGAGUCCAAAGAGUCUGGAAAAAUCAUCCAGGACUCUAAAACAUGUUACACAGAUAAGUCCUGCACUUUAUAUUGCCAUGAUAACAAUAUUCUCUUUGAUACCUGGAAUAUCACCAGAAACAGCACUACAUGUCACAAGGAGGGCGAGCCAUCACCAAAAGACGGUUACUUCUCGAGUGUGAAAAAAGAGGACAGUGGCAUCUAUACCUGCACCUGGUCUUACCUGUAUGAUGGUCAAAUAUAUAACAUGACCACUAUGGUGAAAUUUGAUGUCCAACCAAGCAAAAUAACUAAGAAAGCAGUGAUAAUUUCACCAAAGAACAACCAGGCAUUUGAUGUAGAUUUAGACUCUACAGUGGUGAUUGAUUGUAAAGCAGUAACGUCUUCAGACGCUGAUGAAUUGUUCUGGUUAAGCGGUGAUUCAUUUGUGGAGACAAAUAGCAGUCUGCCCGUUUUCUAUAAUUAUACAUGUGUCAACAACACAGAGGAAAUCAACAUGACAGCAUCUCUAGUCUUCAGACAAGUGUCAGAGGAAGAUCUGUCAAAAAAUUAUACCUGUAAACUGCAAUCUGACUAUAAAACGAGCUUUGUCACCAUCACCCUAAAACAAAACGAAACGUUUAUAUCGCCAGUGAUCAUUUCACCAAAGAACAACCAAGAAUUUGAUGUAGAUUUAGAUUCAACAGUGGUGAUUGAUUGUAAAGCAGUAACAUCUUCGGACGCUGAUGAAUUGUUCUGGUUAAGCGGCGAUUCAUUUGUGGAGACAAAUAGCAGUCUGCCCGUUUUCUAUAAUUAUACAUGUGUCAACAACACAGAGGAAAUCAACAUGACAGCAUCUCUAGUCUUCAGACAAGUGUCAGAGGAGGAUCUGUCAAAAAAUUAUACCUGUAAACUGCAAUCUGACUAUAAAACAAGCUUUGUCACCAUCACCCUAAAACAAAACGAAACGUUUAUAUCGCCAGUGAUCAUUUCACCAAAGAACAACCAAGAAUUUGAUGUAGAUUUAGAUUCUACAGUGGUGAUUGAUUGUAAAGCAGUAACGUCUUCAGACAUUGAUGAAUUGUUCUGGUUAAAUGGCGAUUCAUUUGUGGAGACAAAUAGCAGUCUGCCCGUUUUCUAUAAUUAUACAUGUGUCAACAACACAGAGGAAAUCAACAUGACAGCAUCUCUAGUCUUCAGACAAGUGUCAGAGGAGGAUCUGUCAAAAAAUUAUACCUGUAAACUGCAAUCUGACUAUGAAACAAGCUUUGUCACCAUCACCCUAAAGCAGAAAGCUGUUUCACAUCUCGCCAUGGGUUUAUGCAUUUUUCUCGCUGUGUUGAUGGUAUUAACAGUAGCUAUUUAUACUAUGUUUAAAUGCAACAUCAUUAUUUGGCUGCGAAAAAGUCUUGGCUGCGAUCACAGAGCCACAGACAGGGAAACUGCAUCGUUUGAAGACUCGCUUCUAAACAGAAACAGCAGGAGGCCUUGAAUACAGGUUCAUCACCAGGGGCCUUACAGCUCUGCGAGGCUGUGUCACCUGAAAGGGUGACACAGGGUGACACAGGUGACACAGGGUGUUACACUCCGCCUCCUUCUGAAAGAAGCUACGCCAUUACCUGCCCGUCCCACAGAGAGCACCCAGAGAUUUAAUAUGAAUAUACAGGUAGAUUUACAUUCAGAGUUUAUUUUAGACACCUGAACAUUGCCAGGUGCCAGGCGUCCGCCUAGCAACGAAAAAAAAUUAAACAUAUGUCUCUCUGUGUGAUAUAUGCGUAACAUGGGCCUGUACCAGCUCAUAUAAUGUUUAUGGACAGCACACAUACUGUGCAAUGCAUCUGCAGACAUCCACUCAUGUGACAGCCUGCAUUUCCCUUUACAAAGGAGAAUGUCACAAUGUUUCCAGGAAAUGGUUAAUGUGGUAUAUUAAUCCUGGAAGUUACUCAACUCUAAUUCUGUAAUGUAUUUAACAUGUCUUACUUGCUUUAAUUUAUUGCAUCGUAAAGAGCAAAAAGGUUGAAGUUUGUAUUGCUCUGAAGUCAUUUUCAUGCAUUAUUAUGCACGAACACUCCUGGAGGUAAAUAACUGGUCAGUUUUGCAACUGUUAAUAAUGUUCAUGUUAUGGCGGCUUAUCAAACAUAUUGACUCAACUUACUUUAUGUGCAGUCAUUUUUAAUGUUUUAGUAGUUGAUAUAAUAUUUUACUUUAUUUGCCUUUCUACUCCUUUGGUUAUGACACUGGUAUGAUUAAUUUCAUUAUCUAAGAGUAAGGAUUAAGCUUGAAACUAAGAUUUUUAUCAUAAAAGAUUUUUUUUUGUAGUGAAUGUUAUUACGGGUACAUCGUUAUUUAAAGGAGAAGUAAAACAAACAAGCAAAAAAAGCAAUCAUCGAGUGUUAGUAAUGAUAGAAAUGUUUCUUUCUGGCAUAUUUGUGUAGGUGUAUUUUUAUUAUUUUCUUUUUAUAAAACAUAAAACUGUGAUGGUUGUCUUCAGUCUCUGAUGACAUCAACCACUGUGCCUUAAGACUCAAAGUACAACAUACAUCAGGAGAAGUAAUUGUAGAAGAAAUUGUAGAAAAGGAAAAAAAAUAGUGGUUUUACAGAAACACUAAUAUCCAUUGAUAUUCGUUCUUGGGUUUAUGGAGUUCAUUAUACAAGUCCUGGUGUGACUCUUUAAUAGUGGAAAGAUUUACCUAUACACUGACCUACCUAGUGUGUUUUUACUGAUGAGCACAACUGCAGUAGGAGUAACAAAUUAAUCAAUAAAAUCAGAUAUUGUAGAGAAUAAAGAUGUGUUGAUUCCCAGCCAAUUUGUUUAUCCAUUUAUUACUGUCACAGUAAAUGUGUCUCCUCUGUAUGUGGACCCCCGAAAAUAAUCUCUGUGUGGCAUCUUACUGGAUGUCUGAUUUCAAUGCAUCUCGAGGACAGAGCAGGCUUGCUGGAGGAGCUAUGAUAGAGGUCGCACAGGUGUUUUUUUUUCCUGUGCUGUACAGAAGAGGUGUAACAGAAAAGCUGGACUACACAAAUCAAAUAGACUUUAAAAAAAAGUGUUUCUUUGUAUUUAUACAUUUUUGUUAUUAAAGAUGAUAAACUCUGUGACCAACUUUAUGCCCUUCACCAUCUGCCAAUGUAACAUGUACAUGUACAUGUAACUUGUACACCCUUUUUUUGAAGUCCUAUAUAAAGACUAUUGUUUCUAUAA